AUGACUUACACAGUGUAUGAUGACAUCAUUACCAUUAAGCUCAUCCGAGAGGCCUGCAAGGUUCUAGGUGUCUCCAUGGAAACCAUUCUGAAACUCUUUGGAGAAUACUUCUUUAAGUUCUGUAAGAUGUCCGGCUAUGACAGGAUGCUACGGACACUGGGAGGAAGUCUCACGGAGUUUAUUGAAAACCUAGAUGCCCUCCACAGUUACCUCACACUGUCUUAUCAGGAGAUGAAUGCACCAUCAUUUCGAGUGGAGAGAGGAGCAGACGGGAAAAUACUUCUCCAUUACUACUCGGAUAGAAGCGGCCUGUGCCACAUUGUACCAGGUAUCAUUGAGGCUGUGGCCAAGGACUUCUUUGACACUGAUGUGACCAUGGAUAUCCUUGACAUGAAUGAAGAAAUGGAGAGGACAGGGAAGAAGGAGCACGUUGUGUUUCUGAUUGUGCAAAAGUCUCGCGGGGCAAAGCCAUACAAGUCGCAAGACAGUCAGGACGUUCAGAGAGACCAAGAGGCCCCCCAGGCAGCUUUCCUUAGGACAAAGGAGAAAUAUUUGAGUGUCUCUGCUUGUCCUGUGAAGAAGUCCCACUGGGAUACUGUGAGAAGUAUAGUCAUGUUUGGAAAAGGGCAUCUCAUGAACACCUUCGAGCCAGUUUAUCCUGAGAGGCUCUGGAUUGAAGAGAAGACGUUCUGCAAUGCGUUUCCUUUCCACAUUGUAUUUGAUGAAUCACUGAGGGUCAAGCAAGCCGGAGUGAACAUUCAGAAGUAUGUCCCAGGACUCCAAACCCAGAAGAUUCGAUUAGAUGAAUGUUUCUCCAUCAUUCAUCCUCAAGUUACCUUCGACAUUUUCAGCAUCUGCAAAUUUAUCAACAGUCCAUUUGUCCUGAAGACACGAAGGGAAAUGCUGCCUGAAGCAUGGAAAAGCCAGCCCACACUCAAACUCCGAGGCCAGAUGAUCUGGAUGGAGUCCAUGCGCUGCAUGAUGUACCUGUGCUCUCCCAAGCUCCGCAGCCUGCAAGAGCUGGAGGAGCACGACAUGCAUCUCUCUGACAUCGCCCCCCACGACACCACCAGGGAUCUCAUCCUCCUGAACCAGCAGCGGCUGGCAGAGAUCGAGCUGUCCAACCAACUGGAGACGAAGAAGGAGGAGCUGCGCGUGCUCUCCAAGCACCUGGCCGCGGAGAAGAAGAAAACGGAGACGUUGCUUUAUGCCAUGCUGCCUGAGCACGUGGCCAACCAGCUGAAGGAGGGCCAAAAGGUGGCUGCAGGAGAAUUUAAAACCUGCACAAUCCUUUUUAGCGACGUGGUGACAUUUACUAACAUCUGUGCUGCUUGUGAACCUAUCCAAAUAGUGAAUAUGCUCAAUUCAAUGUACUCCAAGUUUGACAGAUUAACCAGUGUCCACGAGGUCUACAAAGUAGAAACAAUAGGAGAUGCUUAUAUGGUGGUAGGCGGCGUCCCAGUGCCUGCUGUGAGCCAUGCUCAAAGAGUGGCCAAUUUUGCCUUGGGGAUGAGGAUUUCUGCAAAAGAAGUGAUGAAUCCUGUUACUGGAGAACCCAUCCAGAUAAGAGUGGGGAUCCAUACUGGACCAGUCUUAGCAGGUGUUGUGGGAGACAAGAUGCCACGGUACUGCUUGUUUGGAGACACUGUGAACACAGCCUCUAGGAUGGAAAGUCAUGGGCUUCCCGACAAAGUGCAUCUCAGCCCCACAGCUUACAGAGCCCUGGAAAAUCAAGGGUUUGUCAUCACUGAGCGGGGUGAGAUUGAAGUGAAAGGCAAAGGCAAGAUGACCACAUACUUUCUGAUCCGUAACUUGAAUGCCACAGAGGAGGAAAUCAUGGGGAGACCUACAACCUCCCUCGAUCGCAAGGAAGCAAGUGCCCAGGCAAACCAAGUCAGGAGCACUGUCACCGUGAUGAGGUACGCAGACAGUCAGCAGCAGCUCCCCUGCAGUGACGCAGCAGAUGCUUCUGACAAAUCCACACCUGCGGGGAAUCCAGUGGCAGGACGGGGCUCCGUGGAGGCAGCUGACCGACUGCAGUCCUCAGAUCGGACAAAGACCCAUCACUCUCCUAAUGUCACCGUGCCUGUGCCAUCUGGUUUCUGUGUUUUGUUGUAACAGAGGGAAAAGGAACUCCUGGGAUUAAUUCUCUCCCUACUUUGUUCUAUGGCGUCAAGGAAAAGAAACUUCUUUUCAUUUCUCAGCUCAAAACUUCCUCAGCUAUGUCUCUUUCUCAUUGUACCUUUGAGAAUAAAAGUCUAAAAAUGAGUCAUAAUCCUGA
Galeopterus variegatus (Sunda flying lemur) is the source of this 2281-nucleotide messenger RNA. Its product is annotated as guanylate cyclase soluble subunit beta-2-like. Lineage: Eukaryota; Metazoa; Chordata; Mammalia; Dermoptera; Cynocephalidae. The coding region runs from base 1 to 2118 and encodes 705 amino acids. Gene Ontology annotation, cellular component: guanylate cyclase complex, soluble. The transcript has 14 exons. The record is from RefSeq and is a predicted model, not a curated record. Gene Ontology annotation, biological process: cGMP biosynthetic process; response to oxygen levels. Gene Ontology annotation, molecular function: guanylate cyclase activity; heme binding.